GUUCGUACUGAAAAUGCUCCUAGGAACCCGCUUGACAGGAAGCAGCUAAACAACAACUUGGAAGUUUAAAAAAACAACUUUCCUUUAACUAAACUAAUUUAAAGACUAUAGAAAAAGUUACCAAAAGUAAACCCACAUAGUUAUUUUCUCCCCAUUUUUAAAGCGUAUAUAGCUAAGGGUUCAAAUGUGGAAUUAUUGAUGGAUUCGAGGUAUGAAAUCAAGCGGAUGGCCGGUGGCGGAGGAUCAGCGAAUGCUUCCCCGGCUCUGGGAGCACAGUCUCGCCGCAGGAAGAUGCCGCCGAGGCCCGCUGAUUAUAAACUUCAAAUUAUCAUUAUCGGUUCCCGUGGCGUGGGAAAAACCAGUCUAAUGGAAAGAUUUACAGACGACACCUUCUGUGAAGCAUGCAAAUCAACUGUUGGAGUAGAUUUUAAGAUCAAGACGGUGGAGCUGAGAGGGAAGAAGAUCAGGUUGCAAAUCUGGGAUACAGCAGGUCAGGAGAGGUUCAACAGUAUAACCUCAGCCUACUACCGUGGGGCCAAGGGAAUAGUACUGGUCUAUGACAUCACCAAGCAGGAAACGUUCGAUGACCUUCCCAAGUGGAUGAAGAUGAUCGACAAGUAUGCUUCAGAAGAGGCGGAGCUGCUGCUAGUGGGGAACAAGCUGGACUGUGAGACAGACCGCAUCGUCACUAAACAGACUGCUGAGAGGUUUGUCGCAAGGAUAUCUGGGAUGCGUUUCUGCGAGGCUAGUGCCAAGGAUAACUUUAACGUGGAAGAGUGCUUUCUGAAACUAGUGGACGACAUUCUAGCAAAGAUGCCUCUGGAGAUUCCCAGUAGGGAUCUUUCCAACAGUAUCCUGUCUCUGCAGCCUGAACCAGAUGUUCCUCCUGAGCUCAACCCGCCACGCAUGCGCUGUUGCUGAGACCCUCUACCCCUCCACCAUCCUCCCUCAACCCUGCUGAGACCCUCUACCCCUCCACCAUCCUCCCUCAACCCUGCUGAGACCCUCUACCCCUCCACCAUCCUCCCUUAACCCUGCUGAGACCCUCUACCCCUCCACCAUCCUCCCUUAACCCUGCUGAGACCCUCUACCCCUCCACCAUCCUCCCUCAACCCUGCUGAGACCCUCUACCCCUCCACCAUCCUCCCUUAACCCUGCUGAGACCCUCUACCCCUCCACCAUCCUCCCUUAACCCUGCUGAGACCCUCUACCCCUCCACCAUCCUCCCUCCACCCUGCUGAGACCCUCUACCCCUCCACCAUCCUCCCUCCACCCUGCUGAGACCCUCUACCCCUCCACCAUCCUCCCUUAACCCUGCUGAGACCCUCUACCCCUCCACCAUCCUCCCUCCACACUCCAAAUAUGCAGCAGAACCCUCCUGUCCACCGGAGGGGCAGCAGAACGGAAGCAGCAUCAUUAUGGGGAGACUGAGGGUGCGUCCCAAAUUGCACCAUUCUCUUCAUAGUGCACUUUUGACCAGCCUUUAUAGGGAAUAGGAUGCCAUUUGGGACGGAUGCUCAGGUGUUCCUGCCAGGAGCUUAGACACGUCUGCUGUGAUAGACGUCCUCCCAGUUCUACUUCUGGAGCUGUAUGAUGGUUACACACACACACACACACACACACACACACACACACACACACACACACACACACACACACACCACUAACUAAUUCA
Molecule: messenger RNA, 1675 nt
Organism: Salmo salar (Atlantic salmon)
Lineage: Eukaryota; Metazoa; Chordata; Actinopteri; Salmoniformes; Salmonidae
Product: ras-related protein Rab-12
Biological process (GO): Rab protein signal transduction
Molecular function (GO): GTP binding; GTPase activity
Source: RefSeq, a predicted model, not a curated record